Molecule: messenger RNA, 2137 nt
Organism: Galleria mellonella (greater wax moth)
Lineage: Eukaryota; Metazoa; Arthropoda; Insecta; Lepidoptera; Pyralidae
Product: ecdysone oxidase-like
Exons: 4
Coding region: 253-2133 (626 amino acids)
Molecular function (GO): ecdysone oxidase activity; flavin adenine dinucleotide binding
Source: RefSeq, a predicted model, not a curated record
AUCUCACAUGUACUCACAUUUGUAAUUUUAUUAUAUUAGUAAGAAUUAAGGUGCAAUAUAUUUUACUUAUCUUUAUAGGUAUAAAAAUUUACUUGAAAUAAUCGAUUUGUUAAUGUAAUAAUAGCCACUUGACACUUCGAGUCAUUACGAUUGAUAACAAUUAUAGCCCACAUGUUAUCGCAAUGUACAUACAUUAGUUAAUAUUUUGUUAUGUGACCGACAAGAUAUCUUUAAGUGAGUAAUAAAGGAGCCAUGGCGUGUCUGAACAACUCGUGUCCUGCAUAUACCCAGGGCCCGGCGGGACUUGCUUUCACAAGUCUUGUGACACAAUUGCUUGCAGCGCAAUGCCUAAUUACUGAGGACUGGCCGGACGAUCACCAUUACAGAGUGGCAGAUGGCGACACCUUCGACUUCAUAAUUAUUGGUUCUGGCACAGCGGGAUCUAUACUGGCCAACAGGCUGUCACAAGUUCCAGAUUGGAAAGUGUUGCUGGUGGAAGCUGGGGGAGAUCCACCUAUGGAAUCUAUAAUUCCUAAUUUCUCCGGCGCUACACAUAGAAGUCAUCACGCAUGGCAAUAUUUUACUGAGCAAGAUGAAAAUACUAAUAGAGGUUGUGUUUAUGGCAGGUCCUUCUGGCCUCGAGGAAAGGUAUUAGGAGGGACCGGAUCUAUAAACGGUAUGCUACACAUGACAAGUAGUCCAGCAGACUACGAACCGUGGCAUUUGGAUGAUGGUGACGGUUGGGACUGGUCGAAUAUAAAAAAAUAUUUGAAGAAAAGCAUUAAAGUUGUAGAUCCAUUUAUACUCAAUAAUUUGGAAUUAAAAGAACACUAUGGCACCGACGGUGAAUUUAUUAUUGAUCAAUUGAACUGUACCCAUACAAACAUAGUUGAUAAAUUAGUUGAUGGAUAUAAGGAAUUAGGUUUGAAAUAUUUGGAUAAUUUGAACGGACUAACACAAAUGGGAGUAGGAAAAAUCAGAGGGGCAAAUUAUAAUGGACGUAGAGUUAGUAGCGCAACUGCUUUCUUAAACCCCAUAAAAGAUCGUCAGAAUCUAUAUAUUUUAAAGAAUACAUUUGCAUAUAAAAUUGUUAUUGAUGAGAAUAAUAUGAAGACUACUGGUGUUAAAGUCACGCUUCAAAACGGCGAUACGGCGACGUUUCAUCCAAACAAAGAAAUUAUAGUAAGUGCAGGUGCAGUUAAUACACCUUUACUUCUUAUGAUUUCCGGUAUUGGUCCUAAAUAUCAUCUAGAAGAAUUAGGUAUAAAUGUCGUGGCUAAUUUACCUGUAGGAGAAAAUUUACAAGAUCAUGUAAGAAUACCGAUACCAGUAACUGUAGAUACUGGAGCUAAACAGAUAGAUGAAAUGUAUUGGAAUAAAGCAGCUGCCCAGUAUUUAUUAGACAGAAGUGGUCCACAUGCAACAAAUUAUGAUCAACCGAAUAUAAAUGCUUUCUUGUCCGUUCCAGAUGGGAAAACGUUGCCCGAUGUACAGAUAGAUCACAAUUAUUUUGUUCCGAAUACAUCUUAUGUCUACAAAAUGUGUACAGAUAUUAUGUCAUUUAAGCAUGAAAUUUGUGAGCAGUUUAAAAUGUUUAAUUCAGACAAGGAAAUGAUUAUAUUUUUUGUGUCCUUGUGUAGACCUUAUUCAAGAGGCAAAAUACUAUUGCGUUCGAAUAAUGCAACAGAUGUUCCAAAAAUCUAUCCGAAUUAUUUCAGCGAUAAAAGAGACGUCGAUAUUUACAUCCAAAGUUUGAAGAAAGUUAUGGAGAUUGUUGAAACUAACACUUUUAAAGGAAUCAAAGCAGAAAUAAAAAGGAUUAAUUAUGAAGAUUGUGAUGCCACUGAGUUUGGGAGUGACGCGUAUUGGGAAUGUAUGAUUAGAACGGUAACUUAUAAUGUAUACCAUCCCGUGGGGACCGCCAAGAUGGGGAGUUAUGAUGAUCGGACUGCAGUUGUGGAUGGAAAAUUGAAAGUUAAGGGUAUUGAAGGUUUGAGAGUUGUUGAUGCUAGUAUAAUGCCUACUAUAACAAGUGCUAAUACUAACGCUCCAGUGAUGAUGAUCGCGGAGCGAGCUGCCGAUUUUAUUAAACUAGAAUAUGGCGUUAUAGGCAAUAAAAAAGAUGAAUUGUAGUAUA